AUGUCGAAAAGGUCAAUAACCCCCGAACACGAGGAAGGGAAGAAGCAAGCAAAGUAUGGUGAUGAGAUGGCUAUAGAUUCCGAAUUGAUGGCUCAUCAUAAAGGACAAUCUGAAGUCAAGGCCGAAGCUAGUGGUGAGAAAGAAACAGAAAAGAAGCUGGUGGAUACACAAGAUAGAAAAGAAGGCAAUGAAGGUGCAGCAAUUGAUGCUGUUUCUAAUGCCGCCGCUUCUAUUAGUGAUCAACUGAAGGAGCAACCCCAACAGGACCAAGUGCAACAACAGCAACAACAACAACAACAGCAGCAGCAGCAGCAGCAACAGCAGCAGCAACAGCAACAGCAACAGCAACAGCAACAGCAACAAGUUUAUCAUCAAAAUCUUCUUAAGCAAAAGAUUGAACAACAACAUGCACAACUGAUUCAACACCAAUCCCCAGAAGCCAACCACUUGUCAUCUCAUGGUUCACCUCUAGAACAUCACCCGGGUAGUCCAGGUAGUGACUACUCGCAAAGUGGUAAUUCAAACAAACCACAGCAUGGUUCUGACGAAUGGCACAGACAAAGAAAGGAUAACCACAAAGAAGUAGAGAGACGCAGAAGAGAAGCGAUUAAUAUUGGUAUCAAAGAAUUAGCUGAAUUGAUUCCUACAAGAGACACCAACAAGACUCAGAUUUUACAAAGAGCAGUGGAAUAUAUUAAGAGAUUGAAGGAAAAUGAAAAUAAUAAUAUUGAGAAAUGGACUUUGGAAAAGUUGUUGACUGAACAAGCAGUAUCUGAGUUGAGUGCAUCUAAUGAGAAAUUGAAACAGGAAUUAGAGAGAGCUUACAGAGAAAUUGAACGUUUAAAGGAACAACUCAAGUAG
Messenger RNA from Lodderomyces orthopsilosis Co 90-125, 861 nucleotides. It is a transcript of the gene CBF1, whose product is annotated as Cbf1p. Bases 1 to 861 code for a protein of 286 amino acids. The transcript has a single exon. Gene Ontology annotation, molecular function: DNA-binding transcription factor activity; protein dimerization activity. NCBI's taxonomy places the organism in Eukaryota, Fungi, Ascomycota, Pichiomycetes, Serinales, Debaryomycetaceae. The record is from RefSeq and is a predicted model, not a curated record. Gene Ontology annotation, cellular component: nucleus.